This is a messenger RNA of Acaulospora colombiana, 2166 nucleotides long. The record is from the annotation of a GenBank genome assembly. Lineage: Eukaryota; Fungi; Glomeromycota; Glomeromycetes; Diversisporales; Acaulosporaceae.
ACGGGAUCAUUUCGAACUGCGGGAACUGCCGAAGAUCCCGUGAUAGAAGGAUUACGGCCUUUUGUCUAUGACGACACGGGCAAGUUAGUUCGACGAAGUUUGCGCAGAAAUAUUGCUACGAAUAACUUCAGAUCUAAGCCUUCGAAGAAAUCUGGAAAUUCUAAGAAGCAGUGUAUGGUUGGGACUUCAAACGCCAUUAAUGGAGGCGAGUGCAGUACGACUACCACCACACCACAUGCUUCUAGCGACGAUCCGAUAAUAAUUGACGAACAAGAAGAUAAUGUUGAUGAACAAGAUAAUAUCGACGAGCAUGAAGACAAUAUUGACGAUCAAGACACUUCCAUGCUGUCUUUUUCCGGUGACUAUGCUGAUGAUUGCGCCGCCUCAGUAAAUCUCUCGAUACCUGACGAAACUGCUUUCACAAUUGAUUCUAAUGCGGUCGAUCACGUUGAUUCACUGUCAGAAGACUUUGUUGACCCUGAUGAAUCAGCGAACAUUGCUAACAAUGAUCGCCCUACCGUUCAGAUAAAUUUACCUUAUAUUGGUGGUACUUCCUCUUCGACGAAUCUUGUCGCAGAUGACCCAAUAAACAUUGUUAAUUUUGAGAAACCUUCAAAUUCGAUGAAUUUAUCAUAUAAUGGUGGAUCUGUCGAUACAACGAACAUGUACAAUCUCGGCAAUUCAUCCAGCUCAAACGUCCCCGGCGUCAAUAACUGUAUCAAUUCUCUGAACGCGAUAGCUGCCAACGACGCCGUUUUAACUGGCGUUCAAUCUGACGAUUCGGCCUCGAGUGAUGAGCUCAUGCUGUUCAAUCGAAUCAAUGAACACUGUGCUAAAGAUUGUCGCGUAGUCAUUGAACCGAAUUCUCUCAUAUCAUCGAAUGGAAUUGCAGUUAGCUCAUCGUCCAAUAGUUGUAGUUACAACAAUAAUAACAGAUCUACAAACUUCGCCCCUAUACAGCAGUUUGCUUUACCUGCCUCGAACUUAUCAUUACGUGAGAAUCAAAGUUCAGCGGUUCCUAGACCUUAUAACAGUGUUCUACCCCAAGGAGGUAAUUCCAUUAAAAGCUCGGUAAACCGAGGGAUCCAAACUGUGUGGUCGUCAACCGUUAAUCCAAGGGAUGAUACAACCAGGUCAUCUGUUACAAGAUUAGUUUCUCAAAGAGGAGAACCAGUUAGCUUUCGCACCAUGAUUUCUACAACUACACAACGCCGCAAUGAAAAUCGUUCGUCAGCACAACAAAUUUACAAGACGGCUACUAACUUGUCGGCGGCGAGUGCAAAUCCCACAUCAACUUCUAUGAAAUCGUCGGUUAACCCUUCGUCCAACUUUUCGAAUGGUAAUUUUUCAUCGAAUGACUUUCAAUCUGGAGAUGAGGAACGGAUUGCAACAGGUUACGUUAAUGAUUCUACAUCCUUUCGCGGCCCCACGAACAUUGACACACAUCAGUUUUCAUCGAAUCAAGAUAACCCCUGGGGAGGGGUUGAUGUAUCUGCGACUCCGGAAGUUAGAGUUGUUUCGUGGAUUAGAACUAUUCGUAAAAAUAAUGUUCCAGUCAACGCUACAUAUUAUCAUCAAACUCACCCGCAAUUGUCGAGUUAUUGUGGAACUUCUAAUUCACAACAUAAGAGAAUGUCGAUUGCUUACCUUUGUAGCAAUGAAGUUCUAGAAUAUACCGGUUCCCCUAACGCACCUUCAUCUCAGGAAGUACUCCCAAUUCAGAAGGGGAAGGCUAAAGAUAACAAGAGUGGAAAAAAUCGUGCCGAAUCGCCGGUCUACCGCCGAAAUUUCCGUCCCGGAACCGUCUGGCGAGUGGGCACCACAUCCCCACCAGGAUUACACAGAUACGUUCACAUGAAUCCUCUGAAACGUCUCUUCGAUAAUCCAAACCUACGCUUGGAGAAACUCCGUUGCUUUAAGCCCGGCUGGAACAGCGAGAAACUCGUGAUAGUCGGAGGAAAUAUCAAGUACCAAGGUACAUGGUAUCCUUUCGAUCACGCUAAGCGAGUUGUCGAAGAGGUUGUUGGGACAAGCACGGCGGGGUUUCAUCCCGUAUUUGGUUUUUCAGAUCGAGGCACUCCUGUGGCCUCCUCAAGUAAAAGACGGCAUGAUAUCGAAGAUUUUGAAGAUGGCGUGGCAGAGAUUAACAAGAGGCUUCGUAUUUGA